This is a messenger RNA of Adineta steineri, 228 nucleotides long. The record is from the annotation of a GenBank genome assembly. Lineage: Eukaryota; Metazoa; Rotifera; Eurotatoria; Adinetida; Adinetidae.
AUGGUUUCUGGAAAAAUUAUUCUCUACGUCCUAUUUACUAUCUUUAUAAUACAAGCUGAAAUAUCCCUUGGAUCUCCUAUUCGUCAUGAUAAUUUACAAGUAUUAUUUACACAAGCAUUAAAAGUUGCUGAUUGUUCACGUGUUGUACCAGUUUCUGAAUUCAUACCAUUACGUCAUCGUCGUAGUACAACGAAAAAAGUAUUCCAAUGUUUUAUCACUCUCGAUUAA